AUGUACAGCAAGAAGAGCUGGGGAGGCCAGGUCGAGCCGUUCAUCCUCGUCAAGUUCCUCAAGAAGGACGGGCUGAACAAGGAGGUGCAGGACCCGACCGUGGCCGUGGUCGUGUGGGAGUGGAAGGACUCGCUGCUGCUGGGGAAGCCCUCGGACAUGGACGUUGAAGAUCGCCAGUACAUCUGCAACGACGACACAAUCGACGCGAAGCUCUGCAAUGGCACACAAAAGGGCGAGUGGAUCCUCUCCGACGAUGCCGACGCCUUGUCCAGGAUGCACAUUCGCACCACCGCCGUCCACCUCAACGACCCCAAGCCCAUCAACUACCCCGUCGCGACCGGCGACAAGAAGGGGUCCAUCAAGACGGGCUACUACUGCGUAGCCACGGCAGCGCUGUCAAAUGACGUCGAGUACGAGGCUAUCGUGACCUUCAGGAACGCAUACGGAGAGCUCCCGGCAGCCCAGAUCGCGAAGCUCCCCUUCUACGGUGGCAUCACAAUCGUCUACUUUGUCGUGCUGAGCUUCUGGGGCUUCCUAUACUUCCAGAACAGGCACGACAUCCUCGCCGUCCAGAACUAUAUCACAGCCAUCCUAGUCUUCUUAGUCGUUGAGAUGCUGAUGACUUGGGGCUUCUACGAUUACCAGAACCGCCAUGGUAACAAUGUAGGGACCAAGGUGCUCAUGAUUGUUGUCGCCGUUCUCAACGCGUUCCGCAACUCCUUCUCCUUCUUCCUGCUCCUGAUCGUGUGCAUGGGAUACGGCGUCGUCAAACCCUCACUCGGCAAGAACAUGACCAUUGUCCGCUGGCUUGCUGUUGCACACUUCAUCUUUGGCGUUAUUUAUGCCAUUGCCUCACUCACUGUCCGUCCAGAUGACGCUGGUCCUCUCGUACUGCUUGUUAUCCUCCCCCUCUCCGCCACAUUGACCGCCUUCUAUAUCUGGACACUGAACUCGUUGAAUCUCACAAUGAAGGACCUCAUGGAGCGGAAGCAGACUGUCAAAGCGACCAUGUAUAAGAAGCUCUGGUGGUGCAUUCUGACAAGCAUCAUCGUCAUCUUCGGUUUCUUCUUCAUCAACAGCUUCACAUUUGCCGGCGCCUCGACCCCAGAUUUCGCGCCAACGCAUUGGCAAACAAGAUGGUUCAUUUUAGAUGGAUGGCUCAACCUGGUAUACUUGGCAGAUGUCUGCUUUGUCGCAUACAUGUGGCGGCCGACAGCGAACAACAGGAGAUUUGCGAUGAGUGAUGAGAUUGCCCAAGACGAUGAAGGUUUCGAGAUUGCGUCUUUGCGAGACUCUCUUGAUGAGGAGGAAGGCGGGUCGGACCAUCUACCUUCAUACGACCCUGCGCCCAGGCAACGGGCUGAUAUGGCGCGUGAUGUCUCACCAUUACCGGCACCCAAGCCGCAAAAACCUAUCGUGCCCCCACGGGAAUCUCUUGACGGAGACACGAUUUUCGCAGUUGGUGAGGACGAUAAAUGGAGCGACGACGAUGACGAGGAUGAGGAUGACGACGAAGAUGACGACGACGAUGACGAUUCUGAGGCAUCAAGCUCAAAAGCAGGAGGCCACGAGCGAGCACGGCUGACGAGUCGAAAGAACGACUAG
Molecule: messenger RNA, 1605 nt
Organism: Dothidotthia symphoricarpi CBS 119687
Lineage: Eukaryota; Fungi; Ascomycota; Dothideomycetes; Pleosporales; Dothidotthiaceae
Exons: 3
Coding region: 1-1605 (534 amino acids)
Biological process (GO): retrograde transport, endosome to Golgi
Cellular component (GO): Golgi apparatus; membrane
Source: RefSeq, a predicted model, not a curated record